AGGUUGUUCCUGAGGUGGGAGGCGGCACUGUUGGGUGAGGAGAAGGAGGCCUGAGAGCGACAUGUCCCCGGCGGCUGAGGCACGGCGGCCCGUGGCGCUGUUUUUCUGAGUGCGGGGUGGCCUGGCGGCCGGCGGAGGACGAGGGUCGGCGGGGGCGUCCCCCGCGGUGGUGCCCGCCAUGCUGGAGGCCCGGGCGGUUGAGGGAGCCGCCGUGGCGCUCCUGCGACUGCUGCUGCUGCUGCUGCCGGCGCUCCGGGGGCCGGGGCUCGGCGUGGCCGGCGCGGCGGGGGCCGGGCUGCCGGAGAGCGUCAUUUGGGCCGUCAACGCAGGCGGCGAAGCACAUGUGGAUGUGCACGGGAUCCACUUCCGCAAGGACCCUCUGGAAGGCCGGGUGGGCCGAGCCUCAGACUAUGGCAUGAAGCUGCCGAUCCUGCGCUCCAACCCCGAGGACCAGAUCCUGUAUCAAACGGAGAGGUACAAUGAGGAGACCUUCGGCUAUGAAGUACCCAUCAAGGAGGAGGGGGACUACGUGCUGGUGUUGAAAUUUGCUGAGGUCUACUUUGCACAGUCCCAGCAGAAGAUGUACCAAAGCUGCAGCCUCACCCAGGAUUGGAAAAGAAAGAAGAGGAAGAAGAAGAAGAAGAAUAUGAUGAAGGGUCUAAUCUCAAAAGACAGACCAAUAAGAACCGGGUGCAGUCCGGCCCUCGCACGCCCAACCCCUAUGCCUCGGACAACAGCAGCCUCAUGUUUCCCAUCCUGGUGGCCUUUGGGGUCUUCAUUCCAACCCUCUUCUGCCUCUGCCGGCUGUGAGAACAAAUUGCCAUCCCGAACAGGGCGGAGGGGUGUGGGAAAGAGACCAAACACGGUGGUUUGGGUUUCCUUGUUUUUCGCAACGAUUAACAAAAAACAAACAAACACACACACAUGCGCGCACACACACACACACACACACACACACACACAAAAUUAAAGGAGAUAAGAGGCCGAGCGAGUAGAGAGCAGCCCUCAUCCACCACCCGGUCCCAGACCUGCUUCAGUCCGAAUCCUCUCUUUGUGGCUGGCCCUCAGCCGUCUCUUUCCUCUCUAGGGUACUUAGGGUAAAACUGGAUCCUUCCGGUUCAAGGAUCUAAGUCUGUAUACCUAGUGGAAAGGACUCUGAAGUCAGAGCAGACACAGUUCCCUUUUUUAUGUUAGAAAUUAACAGCAGGGAAAUGGCAUCUUAUUACCUGAGAAGACCAGCGCUGGGAGUUGGGUACGUUCUGAAGUUAUGUCCAAAUACGUUUCCAGACGAUCUAGGAUCGAGAGUGCAUGUAUGUAAAGGUGUAUAAUUUGUGAGGUAAAGACAAAAAGCAAAAGGAAGGGGGCUCAAAAAAAGAAAGAGGAGUUGAUGCUUUCAUACUUGGAAGCCUUCCUAAUUUUCAUCCAAUGAGGGUUCCACCUUAAGUGUUUGAGCUCUGUCAUCGCUUGUCUCCCUGACGGGCGCCAAUUAGAGGACUGUCUGGUAUCCAAGACGAUUAGUUUAUGUCAGGUCCUCAAGUUGCCUCUGACUUGUUGCCACAACAAAUCAUUUUGAUUUCAGUGCCUGUUGGGGACUUGAUUUCCUCUCAUUUUUUUCUUAAUCUGGCUCAUUUGCAAUCUCUUCUCCCUCUCAACCAGCCCACUAAGUUAUUGCCAAGAAAGAAGGAGACAUGGGGACUUGCGGUUCUUUCUGCUUGAAUGUCUUAUCCUCUACCACCUCACCUUGUUGGUACCUCCCUCCUUGGAUCUCUGAGCCAGCAGUCAGGAGGACCUGACCCAGCAGUUCUUUUACUGGCCCCUUUGUAGGGUCUUACUGCCAGGGGGCAGGGAUGCUAUCCAGCCUGCAGCAACAGAACACUUGACCUUAAAAGUCUCUUCUGGUCUUUGGAUUGGAAAAGGCUUACAUUAGCAUAAUUUAAGAGCAACCUCAGAGACUCGAGCCCUACUAAGUGACUGAACACUGUUUAGAGUGUCUCGUAUCUGAUGUUCAUUUAUUCCCACGUCCUUCCAUGUCACAGACACAUUUUCUGUUACAAUUCAACCAGUCUUGGUUUAUGCCUAGAGCUGCCCCAAGGAACUAGACUGAUUGGCUGUGUCCUUUAAUCAAGGCCGAACGAAGCUUCUCACUGAUUUUAAUAGUACAGCCCUCUGUUCUUUCAGCCCCCUACCUAAGUAGCAGCCAGGUUCUUGGCAUGAUGGAGCAGAAAAAUUUCCAGUCAGCCGUAGUCCUGUCAGCUCCGAAGCCAACCGUAGCAUCUAAGUGUCUGUCUUAAUUCCCUAGAAUAAUUUCUGCAGGAAACAAAGCAUCCCCGUUCCUCUCCUUUGUUGUCACUGUCUUCCGUUUCCUAGUUAGGGCAGCAAUGAGGGAGGACCCAGGCAAACUACAAGGAAUAUUGUGGAUGAGAGGCAGCAGGGUUAGCUUCAGCUUGGGCUGGAUCAGCAUAGAAUCUCAGGCCAGGCCCAUCUUCUAGAAUGUGUUUAAUUUUGAGUUUGCCUUAAUUGGAUAUUUUAAGAACUCCAUGUAUUUGUACUGCUUUUUAUGUGACGAAAUAAGCAGCUCUUGGGCCCAGUUCCUGGCUUUUGGCUCUUAAACCGAGGUACUCCCAGCCAGCAUUUGGUGCUUGGAGACUUGUAGCCUUUCUUUUAGCUGUAACUUGGGCUCCAGGACGAGGGUAUUGCUGUGGCCUGAGGCUGCAGUCAGAGGAAUGCUUCCCCGAGUGCUUGGUGAGCCUCCCCUGCUUCUAAAGGGUGGAGUUCUGUAGCCUUGGUCCUGGGACCGCCUGUCUGGGGUGGUAGACAUCCUGACUAUUAAUUGGGCUUCUGACCGUGGCUUUGGUUCCCAUUCUGUUACAACUCCCCAAAGCCGUGGGUCACCACCAUUGGAGUAAACGGAUGAGGAAGGCCUUGCUGCCUCUGUUUUGCCUUGUUCGUUAGUUUGGCUGGGUCUCUGAGGAAGGAGAGGCCCUUGCCUCCUCACCUCAACCCUCUGAGACUCCUGGGUCCAUUUCCUAAAGGUACUGUAAGCCAGGCAGCUUUACUUCUGUCUCUGUUUCCAAGCCCACCCAUUCUGCCGAGGCUCAGGCAUGGGGACGGGCACUUUCCUCUCUGGUUGUAUUCAGAAGGUAAGGGUAUCUUUCUGUGGUUAACAAAAACUAAAGGGGAAAUGAGGAAACGGAGAAGUAUAGUAGGGGCUGGGGCAGAGUGCCCUGGAGCCAAGCCCACCCAGCUAAUGAGAGCUGCCUAGGCUGGCUACAGCUGGCUCAUGAUAUUGAACUUGAAAGCUUUUUUGUUUUUGUUUUUGCUCCUCCAGGAUGAUAUAGGUACAUGAAGUGGUUAAAGGGGUGGAAAGGGGUGCUCUUUAUUUUUAUUUUUGUAUUGUGUGUGUUGAGAAUUGCCCUGGUGUUCACCUGUUGCUUUUUGCACUGUUUGUUCCCAUAGCCGUAGUUGGAGCGGGUGCCAGGACUAUAGGGAGUCUGCCUGGGGCUGGGGAGGUGAUAGGUGAUGCCAGGCAGAAGGGGCAGGGAAGGCCAGGGUGCUUCUACUGGACCUACAUCCUGUUCCAUGUUUGUAGAUCCCACUGAAAACAAGCCGAUGGCCAGCGUGAAACUCCUUUUGACAGAAGUGCAGCUUCAGCUCUGUUUCUGGGUGGCCCCUGCAAAGACUCCUGCUGGAGAUGGGCUGAGGGUCGCCGUCUAGCUCUGACUGAGGUGACUCCUCAACCAGAAGCUGAAAAACCUCUCCAUUAUUUAGCAGAAGCUGCUCUGUGGAUACCCCGAGCUCUGACGAGUUGAAGGAUGGUUGCCUUCAAGUUUCUUCCAGUGCUGUAAGACUCCUAGGAGGAUAGCACUAGACCUGGAGGGCCAUCUCUUGGUUUGAGGGUGUGAUCUUGUUCUCCUAUUCCCACUGUUUGCCUGAGAGAUUCGGGCCUGGAAUUGGGUGGUCCUAUUGCAGUUAUGUAGGCUGGGAUAGGAUGGGCUGACACCCGAGUUAAGCCUACCGCCUUUCUGAGCCUGGGAAUUGUUCGAUCGAGUUUUGGAAUUGUGGUUUGACGUGUCUGUUUGGAGAAGCUUCUGUUUUAAGGAAUUUCUCUUUCUUACCCUGCCUUUAGCCUCUCUUGGGAAAGCCUGGCCAUGGCUUCUAGAACCUUAGCCAAACUUCAGAAAACGACAGUAGUAUCUUCCCUUUCCUUCCUAGCACAUAAUACCCCUUGCCCUAGCAAUCGGAUCACCUUGGGAAGCCCAGGGAAAGAAUCAACAGGUUUUCUGCCCUCCCCCAGGAAUGGGGAAGGACCCACCCGGGCAGCACAGUGCCUUUUCCUCUCCUGCUCUGAGCCAGGGUGGGCAUUCCCCCUAGAUUCAGGUCUGGGCAGGGGUCCUUCAGUCCUGUCACGGGGCUGCUUCCCCAUCCCUUCCUCCCCAUCUCCUCCGCUGGCCUGCCCUGACAUAAUUCAAGUGUCCUCUUGCCUCAAGGAGCCUUAAUGGCAUCAAGUGGGAACAUGUACGAUUAUCCUCCAUGCCUCUCUUUUGUCAAGAUCUGAAAGGACCUGGGAGAGCAGGUGAGCUUUCCAAAGUGAGAGACGAAUCAAUGCUCCCGUUUAAACAAACAAACAAAAAGGGAGUGUGCUUUGGGCCUCCUGCUGCUGUGGAAGGAGACCAGGGCAGUGAUAGCGCACUGAAGCAGAACUGGAAACACCCAGGAUCUGUUUGGAAAUCUCCAAAAAAAUCUGCUCUUCUAAGGAAAGAUAGAGAUCAAAGAGCGCUGAGAAAAUUACAAAGAAGCCUUAACGUUCAUGCUUCAGAAAGGUCAGCAGUUUUUCCCUUUCAGUCCAAGCUAGGACUCUGUAUUUAGACUCCUCCGGGGCAAGAGGACUUGAUUUCCUCAUUUUGUUACAAGACUACGUUGGCACCAAUGGGUCAGCUUCCCAGCGAGGUGUGUGGCUUGCCGCUGAUCUGGUUUGCCCUUCCUCGGCUGGCUUUCGGCUGGCCUGCUUUGGGGGGCCAAAUCAUUGUGAUAAGAGCAGAGGAUUUGGGGCCUGGCCGGGUUGGCAGGAAAAGAGCAGGCUGGAUCUCUUGGGACGGAUUCCCCCCAAGAAGUGUAAGAACAAGGAGCCAGGAUUGUGCUGGCAGCCAGGGAAACAGUAGUGCCUGUCAGAGUUGGCAGAGAGGGCCUUGGCACCUCUCGCAUCCAGGCAGUCUUGUGAGAUGGGGGCACAUCGCACCAGGAAAAGCAGAACUCUGUUCUCACCUCUAUUUUGAGCUUUGGUGCUUUAUUUCAGUACGAGGAAAAACAACAACAAACCGAAGUGCUUUCCGUCCUUUUAAAGGACAACUGUCGGGAAAGGAGAACCGAGUUGCCAGGUGGGUGGGGAGAAUUGGCAGGGAGAGACCUUAAUAACAAAACUAGGAAAGAGACAUUCUUGACUCCUCUGUUCCCUGGUGUAUUAUGAUCCAGGGAAUGAAAAGAAAUUUGACCCUGGAAUAGUUCCCUCCUUGGAUUUAAGGAAUGUUACCUUUUCCUUCUACUAGGUUCUCCGAAGCUAGGACCAGCUGCCCAUUCAGAGCUCAGGGCAGUCUCUUCAGCCUUUCUAAGCCUGACCUGCCUUGUCAGGAAAGCAACCCCGGCCCUCCAAACUGGGCCUGGCUGCUCUGUUCUGUACCAAGUACUGGAGAAAGUGUCAAGUUCUUAGGAGUUCUUGUAGCUCCUACUCUGGUUUCCCAUCUUCUGCUUACCCAGGCCAAACGAACUGUUUGUAGCCACAGCACAGAUUUACAGCGGCACAAUGAGAUGCAAUGGAGGGAUUUGAACCUGGCUGGCUGGGGAAAGAGUAGGGGUGGAUAGAGCUGUCUUUCCUUCUGGGCUGUCUCCAUCUGUCCCUACCCCUACCAUUACCCCCCAACCCCUACUCCCACCAAAAAGUAAAAAAUCAGGAUGUUUUUCACUGUCCAUUGCUUUGUGUUUUAAUAAACAAUUUGCAGUGACA
Messenger RNA from Loxodonta africana (African savanna elephant), 5998 nucleotides. It is a transcript of the gene MLEC, whose product is annotated as malectin. Bases 179 to 970 code for a protein of 263 amino acids. The transcript is spliced from 3 exons. The record is from RefSeq and is a predicted model, not a curated record. Gene Ontology annotation, cellular component: membrane. Gene Ontology annotation, molecular function: carbohydrate binding. Lineage: Eukaryota; Metazoa; Chordata; Mammalia; Proboscidea; Elephantidae.